UGAGCCCUCAUUCAAUGCUUUACCGAACUCACCACCCUUUUUUCUUCCAUUUCCACCCCUUUACUUCGUUCAAUCUCUUCUUCCUCUAAAGCCAUCACCACAGCUCUUUCUUCUCUUCCGCUCUUAUUUUCUCUCUCUCUCUCUCUCUCCACUCAGGUUGAAACGAAAAUGGAAUGCGUUGAAGCGGCGUUCAAGACCAGUUUUGAAGAGAAUGGUGUGACCACCGACGAUUUUUUUGUGGACGACCUUCUUAACUUCUCUAAUGAAGAUGGUUUUGUCGAAGAAGAAGAACCAGAAGAAGAGGAAGACAAGGGCUUUGCCUCAGUUUCUCCUUCUCUAAACCAAAACCAAACUGAGGCAGAACUAGAUAACUCUAACCCCACAAGUACGAGUUUUUCACCCAAACACGAGUUUGGCCCCGUGCCCGCCACCACUGAACUCAGCGUUCCGGUGGAUGAGUUAGCAAACCUCGAAUGGCUAUCCCAUUUUGUCGAGGAUUCGUUCUCGGAAUUCUCUACACCGUACCUUGCCGGAGUUUCGGCUGAGAAGCCCAAAAACCAGACCGAAGAAGUAUCCGAACCGAAAAAGCUCACUCUACCCGAGCAGCCUUGUUUCAGUACUCCGGUACCAGCCAAGGCCAGAAGCAAGAGAGCCCGAACCGGCGGGAGGGUUUGGUCACUGGGUUCCCCUUCUCUCACAGAAUCCUCCUCAAGUUCAACCUCUUCGUCCUCGUCUUCUUCCCUUUCGAGCCCCUGGCUCUUAUACCAGACACUGAGCCAAGACCCGGCCGGUUCAGUUGAAAAGCCUCCGGCGAAAAAAGCCAAGAAAAAAUCCACUCAGACUGACGCCACCGGUUCACUGACGGGCCAGCCGUCUCGCCGGUGCAGCCAUUGCGGCGUUCAGAAGACCCCUCAGUGGAGAACCGGUCCACUGGGGGCAAAGACGCUCUGCAACGCUUGCGGGGUCAGGUUCAAGUCGGGUCGACUAUUACCCGAAUACAGACCCGCUUGCAGCCCAACUUUCUCAAGCGAGUUGCACUCUAAUCACCACCGGAAAGUGCUCGAGAUGCGGCGGAAGAAGGAGGACGUGCCUGUAGCCGAGUCCGGUUUUGCUCCCCCGGUUGUACCGAGUUUUUGAAGAAAAAAAAUUAUUUAAUAUUAGAAAAAAAAAUCUAGUAUUUAGAAAAGAAAAAAAAAUAGGUUCAGAGAGAAAAACAGAGUGAUACGGCAUUGAACCCGGUUCGAAUAGGUCCGAGUUAGUGUACAUUCUUUUACCACGGUGGGUGAGGUUAGGUUAGGUUCUUAGGCGUGUAACUGAUUAAUUAGGAAGACUCUUCUUGUAUUUUUAUUUUUUAUUUUUAAUUUUCUUUUCAGUUUUUUUUUUAUUUAUCUAAUUUGUUUUUUCUUUUAACAUGUAUAUAAUUUAGUGGGGUUUGAAACCGUCUUAGGUCACACCUUAAUUUUUGGUAACUGUUUUUUUAAGGCAAAAACAUUAUGUCGUGAGCACAGUGCUCGCUUGCUCACUCGCUCCGGAGAAUCUCCACCGUCGAUUGAAUCUAACGGCUAACGGUGAUUUUUCGGAGGGUUUUUAUAGUGUAUUUUACGUUCAAAUUCCGAUGUGGGAGUUUUAGUCGAAUAGGAGAUUGUAAUUGGUGGGUGUUGUGUCCUUUCCUUUCGUGUCUCUGUUAUCGAUGCCCUUGUAGAUUUUGAUGCUGUUUCGUACUUUGGGUUAUUUCUUGUGUUUGGAUA
Humulus lupulus (European hop) is the source of this 1748-nucleotide messenger RNA. Its product is annotated as GATA transcription factor 5-like. Gene Ontology annotation, cellular component: nucleus. Bases 169 to 1137 code for a protein of 322 amino acids. The record is from RefSeq and is a predicted model, not a curated record. NCBI's taxonomy places the organism in Eukaryota, Viridiplantae, Streptophyta, Magnoliopsida, Rosales, Cannabaceae. The transcript has 3 exons. Gene Ontology annotation, biological process: positive regulation of DNA-templated transcription. Gene Ontology annotation, molecular function: sequence-specific DNA binding; zinc ion binding.